This is a messenger RNA of Manis javanica (Malayan pangolin), 870 nucleotides long. RefSeq names its product probable G-protein coupled receptor 141. The record is from RefSeq and is a predicted model, not a curated record. Gene Ontology annotation, cellular component: membrane. NCBI's taxonomy places the organism in Eukaryota, Metazoa, Chordata, Mammalia, Pholidota, Manidae. Gene Ontology annotation, molecular function: oxysterol binding; G protein-coupled receptor activity.
AUGAAGCUGAUCAAUACAACCACCCAGGCAGAAGCCUCAGACGCAGACCCAGGCCACUGCAACCCACACUGCAGGAUGAUUCUGAUAACACUCUACGGGGUGGUUUUGCUCGGAGGCACUGGAAUAGCACUGAUGUCAUGUAUGAUGUUCAGAAGGAACAGCCAGUCCAUGGUUGCCGCCAUCGUUCUCAAUAUCAUAGUGCUGCACUCCAUCCUCCUGAUCAGCCUUCCUUUUCGUCUCAGCUAUUACAUCUUAGUCGUAUGGGAGUUCGGAUCCUUUACCUGCUGACUGGUUAGCAGCAUAAUACAUGGUCAUAUGUACUUCACCUUUGUUUUCUAUGUGGCUAUUGUCCUACUCUGACUGGUCAUCUAUUUUAAGAAACUCCAAAUGCCACAGUUACAAAAGUACCAUGUGGUAGUUUUAAGCAUUAUAAUUUGGAUGGUUAGUCUCAUUUAUUUGCCAAUAUUAUUUUUACAGUAAGAUCCAGGUUAUUCAGAACAACAACGAUGUUUGUUCUACAAAGAUCUCAACUGGAGGGAGUUAAUUAUCUUGAACUACUCUAUGAUUGUCAUUAUGAUCACAACAGUUGUUAUCCUCUUUCUGAUACAAAUGGGUGUCAUCGUUCAACUGACAAAGGCUCUUUGGUCUGACAUGUGGGCCCAUCAAGAGUAUAGAGCACAAAUCAAGAGCUUCUUUUUCCUCAUGAUAGUUGUCUGUUUUAUACCCCACCUUGCAUUCCGGGUAUACUUUAUUCAAAAUUAUUCAGAGAUAGAAAAUUCUGAGUUAGUUCUUUACAAUGAAAUUUUUGUUGCUUUUACUACUGUCUAUUGCCUGGAUAUGCUGUGUUUCACAGGGGGAGUUAUCCAUUAA